Molecule: messenger RNA, 657 nt
Organism: Caenorhabditis remanei
Lineage: Eukaryota; Metazoa; Nematoda; Chromadorea; Rhabditida; Rhabditidae
Exons: 4
Coding region: 1-657 (218 amino acids)
Biological process (GO): protein homooligomerization
Molecular function (GO): protein binding
Source: RefSeq, a predicted model, not a curated record
AUGUCCUCUCAACGGAUAAUCAAAUUAAACAUUGGCGGAACAGUAUUCCAAACUACAAAAGACACAUUGACAAGAUACGAAGGCAUGUUCAGAACCAUGUUUGAGACUGAAAUCCCUCUAGAAAAAGACGAAAACGGAUGCAUAUUCAUCGAUCGAGACGCCAAACAUUUCCGACUAAUUCUGAAUUUCCUCCGUGAUGGUCACAUAACUCUCCCAGAUUCUGAAAUAGAAGUAGAGGAGAUUUAUAAAGAAUCCAGCUACUAUUUAUUGGAUGGAUUGAUGCAUUUGUGUCAGGAAAGAUGUAAUGAUGACAGGCGGUUGAAGGAGAUGAGGCAUAUUGAGAAUAAGACGGAGUUAUUGAAAACAGUCUUACAUUCCAGGAAGGCAUUCCUCAUAUUCUUCUACGAACCAGAGAAUGUAGUCCGCGUGGAGAACUUCUUCAAUGAAGGUGUCUUUCCUGCAACGAUUGCUCAUUUGAAAAAGUUUAUUGCGGAAUUUGAAUCGAAAUUCGAUUUUUAUUAUACGGCAGGAGGUAGUGAAGAAGGAUGGUCGUGUGUACACUACAAAGACUACAAUUCCACGUUCAUUGCGGCUUACAGUUGGUCUCGCGACUUUUUGGAUGAUAUUAGGAUGAGCCUGAAAGAUAAGGAGCUUUGA